CGUCUGCGGCCAUUCUGGUAACAUUAUUUCAAAUCGAAGAAGUUUGAGAGUGACUCACACUAGCCACUAAUCAGUUAUUCUUCUGUAACAUUUUGGGUAGAAAACUAUAAGGGAUUGAUUUUUAUUUGAUCAGAUCAUUUCAUCAAUGGAUCUAAAGGAUCUAAAAAUGGAGUGUAGGUGUGGGGGUACAGAGUUUGAGGAAUUUAAUGGUUUCUAUUACUGCGUAGAUUGUGGUCAACAAGUUGAAGGCAUGCAAGAAACUGGCUUGGGAGAUGAAGCAGAUGUUUACAAUGGAACGUAUUCGCAAUAUCAUCGUCGUGCCGCCGUCGUUGAACCGGUGCCUCAAACCCAGCAGUCUGAGUUUUGGACACAGCUAACUCAAUCCAAAUCUGAGGAUGUGGAAAUGAAACUCUAUGUGCCUGCUGAUUUUGGUAGUAGUAUCAGUAGUGAGAUUUCGUCGGAGGAUUAUGCAUAUGAGCUCAGGACUACGUAUGUGAUGGGGAUUGAACUUAUGAUAGAGUAUCAGUGUCAGGCUUUGGUUGAAGAGUUUGGCAUUAGCCCUUUGAUUUGUGGCCUGACCGGUGUUAUUUUGCUUCGGUUUGUUGCUGCAUCUCAGGUGUUUGAUGAAAAGUGGGCGAGUCAGAUAGCUGAGGAUUCAGAGAUGCAGAUUGAAGAGGAUGUCAAAGUUAGUCAGCCGCGUAGUGAGGUGAAAAAUGAACCUCGUAAUUUAGCUGGAAAAAGACUACUGAUUAUUUGGUUGAAAUCGUUGAGACGGACGUUUCCGCUAUCUUUAUCGUUAUCGAUUUGUUAUCUGGCUUGUCAUAUCGCCAGGGAGCCAAUCUUGCCAACUGAUUUGGUAAUGUGGGCACAUGAUGGAAAGCUUCCGUUCCUGAAUGCUUUUGAUAGGAUUGGCAAAGUGUUCGGAAAUCCAUCAGCAAAAUGCCCGUUAAGUACAGAUUUGAUGUUUAGGCCUGUUAAGAUUAUUGGUUGGAGAGAGUUAGAGUCACAAGCAGGAUAUAUUGCUGAGUGCAUUGGUUUGGAACUUCCUCCUGUGAAUUUCAAUGCUUUAGCUCGUCGUUAUCUUAAGCAGCUCCAACUUCCCCAGGAAGAGAUUCUUCAGAAGGCGUCUAUGAUUUAUGAUUGGUCAAUGCCUCCUGAUUUGUGGCUGUCAUCUAGUCGUGAUAGGAUUCCAUCUCGUGUUUGCGUUAUGUCAAUUAUAGUGGUAGCUAUAAGGAUUAUGUACAAUAUAAAUGGCUAUGGAAAGUGGGAACAGAAGUAUUGCAGUACUCCUAUAUCGCCUCGAAAGAGAAAGCGAAGGGGUAAAGUUAACCCUGAGACAAAAAAGAAAACAGUUCUGGGUUCAUCUUAUUUUCUGAACUGUAAGUUAGAUGCUGCAGAACUUCUUGGAAGUCUUGAACUGACGUAUGAGAAAAUUCGCAGAGCGCAAGAAACAGGAAACUUAUCAUCAUAUCUCAAAUUGUGUAAGGAUGUUGUCUUUGGAGCUCCAUCAGAUAAUAAAGAGAAGAUUAUAGUUGAUAACUUAUGGGAACCUUUCGAGAAAGGCUGCACCAGUAACAGCACCGCAGGAGAACCAAUGCCUACUCAGGAUGAUGUUUCUGUAGAGUCCGUUGAAAAUAGAUCCUUAAACUGGCUGAAAUCGAACAUGAAGGAAAAUGGGUUCUAUUACAUUCCUCCAAGACAUCCUGGUACUGUCAAAAAUGUUAAUUAUCUGCACUAUGAGACGAAGAAGAACGCCGGCGGGACAAGAAUUUUUGCAGCUCAUGCAGACUACUAUAUACUUCUUCGAGUUUGUGCUCUUGUUGCUGAAGCUGAUAUUCAGUAUAUGUACAAGGCUACAUCGAAGUUUGAGAAGCGGCUUGCGUGGUUAGAGAAAAAUAUUGAUCGAACAUUGAAACCUUCUUCUGUGCCUAAUCUAGGUGUAUUAUCGCUAGAAGAUAAUGAUGAGGCCCUUGAGCUUUCGGAAGACAAGCCUAAUUUAGUUGAGGACUCACCACCAUACAUGGAUAUGGAUGAUUCCCUCGACUUCUCAAAUUACAAGUUUGGACUUUAGUAUGUGCUUAUAUCAAGUGACAUGGGCUAUGUUUUUAUCGGAUAAUUCAUUAGUUCAUGUGUUCUAGUUUUAUGUUUGUUAUCAGUGAAAUGUUUGUUCUAAUGAUAGUGAUGGAUUAUGAAUGAAGUCAUAAUUUUUUUAACAG
Messenger RNA from Papaver somniferum (opium poppy), 2216 nucleotides. RefSeq names its product TATA box-binding protein-associated factor RNA polymerase I subunit B-like. The transcript has a single exon. The record is from RefSeq and is a predicted model, not a curated record. Gene Ontology annotation, biological process: nucleolar large rRNA transcription by RNA polymerase I; RNA polymerase I preinitiation complex assembly. Gene Ontology annotation, cellular component: RNA polymerase transcription factor SL1 complex; RNA polymerase I core factor complex. NCBI's taxonomy places the organism in Eukaryota, Viridiplantae, Streptophyta, Magnoliopsida, Ranunculales, Papaveraceae. The coding region runs from base 146 to 2071 and encodes 641 amino acids. Gene Ontology annotation, molecular function: RNA polymerase I core promoter sequence-specific DNA binding.